Nipponia nippon (crested ibis) is the source of this 1040-nucleotide messenger RNA. The record is from RefSeq and is a predicted model, not a curated record. NCBI's taxonomy places the organism in Eukaryota, Metazoa, Chordata, Aves, Pelecaniformes, Threskiornithidae.
GGUCCACCGUUCACUCAUCAGCAAACGCCGCGUAAGAUGGUGUAUUACGGACAGACCAGUUGUGAGCAGGACACGGAAAGAUACCUUGAUGUCGUGAAGUACGUGUUCAGCUCCUACAAGAAGGAAGUGCCUUUAGUCAUCAACACCAUGGGCUGGGUGAAAGGUGAGGGGUUGCUGCUUCUGAUUGAUAUCAUUCGGCUGUUGUCACCCAGUCACAUUGUUCAGAUGGAUGUGUACGACUGGAAGGCCAUGGCUCCGCUCACCCCAGAGUACGUUCAUCUCACUCCUGGCCUGUACACCAAAGGCAAACAGCAAGCCAAACGCAAGCAGAUGGGUACAAGUGGAGAGGAGAACUGGAAGUCCUCUGAAGGGGAGGGAGAUGCAUCAGCUCCCGAGUAUAAGUUGCUGUUCGUCCAUCCAGAAUUCCCUCGAGCAGGGGUUGCAGGUGAAGCGCGAGUACACAGCGGCAUCUUGCGUGACAUGUCCAUACUGGGUUACCUGGGCCAGCUGCAGUCCCCAGACAUAGGGGCAGUGCUUCCGCUGCACAGUCUGGUGCCGUAUCAGGUACCUUUCAGUGCUGUUGCACUCAGGGUUAUUCACACCGAUGUCGCUCCUACCAACAUCAUGUAUGCGGUGAACGCCAGCUGGGUCGGGCUGUGCAGGAUACCGGAUGAAAUCAGAUGCCAAACGGACGGGCCAGUGUUGCUGACGCAGACACCGGUCUGCGAUUGCCUGGGCUUCGGAAUUGUCCGAGGGGUUGAGAUGGAGAAGAAGCUUUACCACAUUUUGACGCCAGUGCCUCCGGAGAACCUGAGACUAGUGAAUUGUCUGCUCCUUGGCAAUAUUGCUAUCCCGAACUGCGUUCUUGUGGGCCAGCAAGGAGUUGAGGGAGAGAUCCCCUAUGUCACAUCCGAUUAUAACUACAGCAUCUUGGGGUCUGGGAAGCUGAAAAAGAAGAAGCAUUUCAAGAGGAGGGAGUAUGCAUUUGAGUGUGAUUAUGCCUAAAGCCUUGAGGACCUUGGACCCCGCCGGAUCUGUUU